AUGGCAGUUUUGGCAGCACCAGUAAAUGGCAGCCCAAUCCCGGUGACCCCAUUGCCUCCACUUGUCACCAAUGAAAACCGCAUCAAUCACCCUCCAACAGUCACUCUUCCCAUUCAUUUAUGUCCGAUGUUUAUGUGUCCGAUGAUUCUUCCCGAAUCUCGAUUUUCUGAAGAUUCUCAUCCCAUCCGUCCAUGUCAUUGUCCUCAAUUUCCGAUAGAUCAUCCACCAAUGAUUUUC
Mesorhabditis belari is the source of this 237-nucleotide messenger RNA. The record is from the annotation of a GenBank genome assembly. NCBI's taxonomy places the organism in Eukaryota, Metazoa, Nematoda, Chromadorea, Rhabditida, Rhabditidae.